UGGAAGCGUGCGAGGGGGUGGGGUGGGUGGAAAUAGCGGCUGCUUCUUUUCCAGGGGUUGAUUUCAUGGGGAUGUGUUCAAGGCAAGAGCGAAUUCAGAAGGAUAUCGACGUCGUGAUCCAGAAGUCCAGAGCCGAGAAGGACUGCCUGUUUGCAGAUUUCAGAUACUCUGACUCCACCUUUACCUUCACCUACGUUGGCGGCCCCAAAAGUGUAUCCUAUUCAGUACAUGUAUCUGAGGAUUACCCAGAUAAUACGUAUGUGUCAAGUUCAGAAAAUGAUGAAGAUGUAUUAGUUACCACAGAGCCAAUUCCCGUAAUUUUUCAUCGAAUUGCAACAGAAUUAAGAAAAACAAAUGACAUUAACUGUUGCUUAUCCAUAAAAUCCAAAUUACAGAAGGAAAAUGGGGAGGAGUCAAGACAAAGUAGUACAGUGGAAGAAGAUUCUGAAGGUGAUAAUGACUCUGAAGAGUUCUAUUACGGAGGACAGGUGAACUAUGACGGUGAGCUGCACAAGCACCCGCAGCUCGAAGCCGACCUGUCGGCGGUCAGAGAGAUCUACGGGCCACACGCAGUUUCUCUCAGGGAAUAUGGAGCCAUUGACGAUGUAGAUAUUGAUCUGCAUAUUGAUGUUAGCUUUCUUGAUGAAGAGAUUGCUGUGGCUUGGGAAGUGAUCCGAACAGAACCUAUAAUUGUCCGACUACACUGUUCCCUUACGCAGUAUUUAAAUGGCCCAGUGCCCACUGUUGAUGUCUUUCAGAUUUCCACCAAAGAGCGGUUUGGAUUGGGGCAUCAGCUGAAAAAGAUCAUGCAGACGUUUGUCACGCAGCAGUGGAAACAGAGCAAAGAGAAAUCCAGUUGCCUGCACAGCAAGAAGCUGUCGGAGAAGAAAGCCAAGUCCCCCCUGCAUUUGUUUUCUACCCUGCGCAGGUCGCCAAGUUACCCUCCCCCCGGCUGCGGCAAAAGCAAGUCCAAGCUGAAACCCGAGCAGGAUGGAAUCUCCAAAACGCACAAGCUGUUGAGGAGGACUUGUUCCAGCACCGUCAAGACAGAUGACACAUGCGCCUCCAAGUCGCAGCACCGGGCCUUCGGCCGUUCCCUGUCCAGCGACCCCAGGGCGGAGCAGGUGGCGCCCACCCUCAAGUCGCACAAGCUGCUGGCCCGGCCCUGCCCUGCGGCCGCCAAGCAGGAGGACGGCCUCGCUCUCAAGCCGCACAAACUGCUGACUCGGUCCUGCUCCGGGGACCCGCGCUGUGAGCACGGAGCCCCUGUAAAGCCCCACAAACUGUUGAGCAGGUCCUACUCCAGCCACCUGCGCAUGGACGAACUCUACGGGCUGAAAAACCACAAGCUGCUCGGCAAGCCCUCCGCCAGCGCCCCCAAGGCGUCCAAGGCGGAGCUCUGCGCCGAGCCCGCCGCCGAGGGCCGGAGGCUCUCCCUCACCUCAGGGCUUAUUGGUAUCUUGACCCCGUCUUCAUCCUCCUCUUCCCAGCCAGCUCCAAAUGGUGCCAAAUGCAUUCCAAUACGAGAUCGCGGCUUCCUAGUGCAGACCAUCGAGUUUGCUGAGCAGCGGAUCCCCGUGUUGAACGAGUACUGCGUGGUUUGCGACGAGCGCCACGUGUUUCAGAACGGCCCCAUGCUCAGGCCCACCGUGUGUGAGCGCGAGCUGUGUGUGUUCGCCUUCCAGACCCUGGGAGUGAUGAACGAAGCUGCUGAUGAAAUAGCGACCGGCGCGCAGGUGGUGGACCUACUGGUGUCCAUGUGCAGGUCUGCGUUGGAAUCGCCUAGAAAAGUUGUCAUUUUCGAGCCGUACCCCUCUGUGGUCGACCCUAACGACCCUCAGAUGCUGGCCUUCAACCCCAGGAAGAAGAAUUACGACCGAGUGAUGAAAGCCCUGGACAGCAUAACUUCUAUUAGAGAAAUGACACAAGCACCGUAUCUGGAAAUCAAGAAGCAGAUGGAUAAACAAGACCCCCUGGCUCAUCCCCUGCUGCAAUGGGUUAUUUCAAGUAAUAGGUCACAUAUUGUGAAACUGCCAGUUAACAGGCAACUGAAGUUCAUGCAUACUCCACAUCAGUUCCUGCUUCUCAGCAGUCCACCAGCCAAAGAAUCCAACUUCAGAGCUGCUAAAAAACACUUCGGAAGUACCUUUGCCUUUCAUGGCUCGCACAUCGAGAACUGGCACUCCAUCCUGAGGAAUGGCCUGGUGGUCGCUUCCAACACGAGGCUGCAGCUCCACGGUGCAAUGUACGGAAGUGGAAUCUAUCUAAGUCCAAUGUCAAGCAUAUCAUUUGGUUACUCAGGGAUGAACAAGAAGCAGAAGGUGUCGGCCAAGGACGAGCCGGCCUCCAGCAGUAAAAGCAGCAGUGCAUCCCAGUCACAGAAAAAAGGACAGCAAUCCCAGUUCCUGCAAAGCCGUAACUUAAAAUGCAUAGCCUUAUGCGAAGUGAUCACGUCCCCUGACCUGCACAAGCACGGAGAGAUCUGGGUCGUCCCCAACACCGAUCACGUCUGCACCCGGUUCUUCUUUGUCUAUGAAGACGGCCAAGUGGGAGAUGCAAAUAUUAACACACAAGAAGGAGGCAUUCACAGAGAGAUCCUCCGAGUGAUCGGUAACCAAACUGCUACUGGUUAAAGGACCACCACGUAAUUAACGUGAUUUGAAAGCCUUCCUCGGGUUCAAAGCUGGAUUUUGAACUGAAGAAGAUGAUGAAAUAAUUUAUUGUUAUUAUAAACAAAAUUAAUCCUUUGAAUACCGAUUUUUUUCUUAGUAUUUCUAAGCAUCUCAUUAAAUACCUAAAAUGGUAUACAAUUUAUCAAUUGUAGGGUUAUGGAAUCUAGUAAUAAAAUUACAGC
Pteronotus mesoamericanus is the source of this 2854-nucleotide messenger RNA. It is a transcript of the gene PARP8, whose product is annotated as poly(ADP-ribose) polymerase family member 8. Gene Ontology annotation, molecular function: kinase binding; protein serine/threonine kinase activator activity; NAD+ poly-ADP-ribosyltransferase activity. Bases 66 to 2633 code for a protein of 855 amino acids. Gene Ontology annotation, cellular component: endoplasmic reticulum tubular network; membrane; nuclear envelope. Gene Ontology annotation, biological process: endoplasmic reticulum unfolded protein response. Lineage: Eukaryota; Metazoa; Chordata; Mammalia; Chiroptera; Mormoopidae. The record is from RefSeq and is a predicted model, not a curated record. The transcript is spliced from 26 exons.